AUGAGGUCGCUUUUUAUCCUCUACCCGGCAGCUUCCAAAUCGCUACACGCGUUGAGGCGUAACCCUAAGGUGUCCCGGCUGGAAGUGAUCGGCGCGAUUUCAGCCGUCAUCAGUAUCAUCGAUGCCUCAAUCAAGGUCUACGACGGCGCACAGAAAGACGUAAAGCUGCCAGACACGUUCCACGUCGUGGGGCGCCGCCUCUCCUUCCUCCGCAACACCCUCGAGACAUGUAAGAGCCACCUGCAACCGAUCCAAGAUUCUUUGUCUGCGGACGUCCUGCCUGUAGAAAAUGAUGGGUGGGAGAAACGAUACGCGAAGGUCGUUAAGAGACUGGGCAAGGGCAACAAGGUGGAAGAGCUGAUGGUGUCGAUCGCGGAGGACGUGCAACUGGUGGUCAACCACCAUGCGGUCCAAUCAGCCAAACCCGAGCAGAUUUCCGAGCUGGAGAAAAUCAUCAAAGAGAUGAAGUCGGCGCGGCGGUUGAGUCUGAGGAAGAGGUUUCGGGAAUGGCGUUCACCAGUCAAGGUGGUGGUCAUAGCCGGCACACUGACCACCGCUGCGGCGCUCUCGGAACUCACGUACCAUCUCCUACGACAACCCGGUGAACUAAAAGCUCUCAAAGACGAGCUAGCACAGGCCAUGCCCGACCCGUCAGCGCUCCCUGACGUCGCCCAGCUGGAGCAACUCCCAUACCUUUCUGCUGUCAUUGAGGAAGGCCUCCAUCUAAGCCGCGGCAUCAGCACGCGGCUACAGCGCAUCGCCCUGGACGAGACCCUCAUCUACCAACCUAAGGUCUCGGACGACAAGAAGAAACCCGCUGCCAGACACAAGCCGUACACCCUUCGACCGGGCAUUCCCCGUUCUCUGACCGGCCUCCUCAUCCACCACUCCUCGACCUACUUCGAAGACCCUAUGGCCUUCCGGCCUCAGCGGUGGAUCGACGACCCAACACUCGACCGCUACCUCGUCCCCUUCUCACGUGGCACCCGGGCCUACGCUGAGCUGUACCUCGCCACGGCGGCGGCGUUUCAGCAGUACGGCAGCCCAGACGUCCACUUCCAAGAGGAUCAGGAACUCCGAGAGCUGUUCGACACUAGCUACGGGGACCUCGAGAUCAUUGGUGAUGGAGUAAUUCCCUUGUAUCGGCCGGACAGUCAUGGGGUGAGGAUCGUGGUGCGUGCUGCAUGA
Molecule: messenger RNA, 1188 nt
Organism: Fonsecaea nubica
Lineage: Eukaryota; Fungi; Ascomycota; Eurotiomycetes; Chaetothyriales; Herpotrichiellaceae
Exons: 4
Coding region: 1-1188 (395 amino acids)
Molecular function (GO): oxidoreductase activity, acting on paired donors, with incorporation or reduction of molecular oxygen; monooxygenase activity; iron ion binding
Source: RefSeq, a predicted model, not a curated record